Molecule: messenger RNA, 390 nt
Organism: Strongyloides ratti
Lineage: Eukaryota; Metazoa; Nematoda; Chromadorea; Rhabditida; Strongyloididae
Exons: 3
Coding region: 1-390 (129 amino acids)
Source: RefSeq, a predicted model, not a curated record
AUGCAUUUUAUAAAAUAUUUAGCUAUCUUUGCCAUCUUUGCCAUUCAAUUCAGUUUACAAGACGUUUCAUCUGAAGAAGAUUCAAACCAAGUAGCUGUAGCAUCACAAGAAGGAAAUAAUUUGUCUGUAAAACAAACUCAAAUUCAAAAAAAAAAUUUACUUGGUAGUUUAAAAGAUAAAUUGGGAGAAAAAACAAAGGAAUUGAAAGCUAAAGUUGGACGAGCUAAAGAUAAAGUAAAAUUAACAUUAGAAAAUACCAAAAAUGAAGUAAAAGAAAAGCUUAACAAAAGUCCCAAAUUUCAAAAAACUUUGGAAGUGAAAAACAAAUUGAAAACCAAAGCUAGUGAUUUAGGAAAUAAACUGAAAACAAAAAUUUCUAAGCUUUUUUAA